Molecule: messenger RNA, 2193 nt
Organism: Sparassis crispa
Lineage: Eukaryota; Fungi; Basidiomycota; Agaricomycetes; Polyporales; Sparassidaceae
Exons: 3
Coding region: 1-2193 (730 amino acids)
Source: RefSeq, a predicted model, not a curated record
AUGACUACUCGCAUUCUGGACGGCGAAAGCGUUCGCUCUCCUAUACGCCCUUUCGUCAUUCAAGACUUCCAUGCAUUUGUGGGUGGGCUUAUCAGCCGACCGGGGAUGGAGGAGAUCCUCCGACAGGGGAAGGCAAUACAAGAUCGCUACAAUCUACGCGACAUCACCGAUGGAUCCGCCGUCGCCGACAUGCAGGGACCGGACGGAAAACCCUUCGCCGAUGCAGCUGAGGGCGAGUUACGCUUACUUUGGGCCCUUUCGGUGGACUGGUUCAACCCAUAUCUCAACAAAAUCGCAGGGUUGUCGAUUUCGACGGGGUCGAUGGCUAUGUCGUGUUUAUACCUUCCGCCGAGCAUGCGAUACAAAACCGAUAAUCUAUAUCUCGCAGGCAUUAUUCCCGGACCCAAGGAGCCCAAGCUCGAGCGCACUAAUCACUUCCUCUGCCCGCUGGUCGACCAACUGUUAGUCUCCUGGGAGCGCGGCAUUUGGUACAACAGAACUUACGACUAUCCUCGUGGUCGCCGUGUACGCUCAGCGCUCGCCCUCGUCAUCACUGACUUGCCAGGAUCUCGUAAGGUUGGCAGAUUAGCCAGCCAUAGCGCAGGGUGCUUUUGCUCGCAGUGCCAUUUGAAGAAGCAGAGUAUCAAUAACAUUGACAUGACCACUUGGAAGAUGAAAACGGCUGAAGAGAUCUUGGAAGCCGCUGUCCGCUGGCGCGACGCUGACACGCAGGAAGAGCGAAAAUGCAUUUUUAAGGAGUUUGGCAUUCGAUGGUCCGAACUUAAUCGCCUACCGUAUUGGGAUCCCGUUCGGUGCAUAGUCAUCGACGGGAUGCAUAACAUCUUUCUCGGAGUAACCCAGUUCCACAGCAGAAAAGUGAUUGGAAUGGACGUACCUAUAGGGGACCGUGAGGAUGCUGGAAAUGCGCGCAAAAUCAAGGAGAAUGACUUGAUCAGCCUUCGACGCCUCCUGCUGAAGGACCCCGAGCCUCGCUUGUUGUUGCGCUUCAAUAAAGUCACCCUGGGACACAUGUGCGGGGAGCUCGGCUUUCGGUUACCUCGCUCUGUUCACGAGAUGAAAAAAUCGGUGCUCGCCGAUGUGUUGACUCGGCGAACGGGUUACACACAGACGCAUGCGACCAUUGCUGUUUGGAUUCGCCCUUCCGCUUCUGCUACAGACCGCGCCCCACUGACAAGCACCCCCGAUACUGCAGAGCUUGCACCUCAGACUCUGAUCGGAGAAGCGUACACAGCAGAAUGUGCAGCUGAACAUGCAGCCACAGCGAAGCUUGCAGACAGACAGGAUGAAGUGGACAGCUUGUCAAUACGGGCUUUUCGCAAACGAGAUCUCAAACACAUGCAGGCUGACAUUGCCGAGACAUCCCGCCCCAUUUAUUCCGUUGGACCACCUGCGAACAUGGGUACGAAAGGCCAAGGCAAGCUCAAAGCUGAUCACUGGAAAGCUGCAAUAGAAUUCGAAUUACCUGUCUCGCUCAUGAAGCAUUGGCACGGCGAACGACUGGACAACUUAUCAGACGAGUCUAAGCACCGUCAUGAUCUCGCUCACUGCACAAUGCGGCUGGCCUGUGCAGUUCAUCAAGCCACUUCAUAUCGGACUACAGAAAAUCAUCGCACCAGAUAUACAAUCCAUAUGCACGCUUACCUCUCUGACAUCCUGGAGCUCAAGCCCGGGCUCACCCUGGUGCCCAAUCACCACAAUGCACUUCACCUCGGUGACUUCCUCAUGCGCUUCGGUCCAGUCCAUGGCUGGUGGAUGUUCCCCUUCGAGCGCCUCAUCGGAGUGUUGCAGCAAGUGAAUACAAACUACAAGCAGGGGCAAUUCGAGAAGACUAUGCUUGAAUCUUUCUGCACCGCAGCCAAUGUCAAGGCAUUUCUGAAGCGGGAUGACUGCCCGAAAGUUCUGAAGGACUGCGCACCCAUCGUCCAGUCAUGCUUUGGAGGCGAUCAGCGAGGCACAUUGAUGACGGACAUCCGUACCUUGGGCGAACAAAUUCUUGACGGCCCUUCGCCAGACACCGGUGCAACUGUUGACUGGACUAGUGUCCGCCGAUUGGAACGCGAAUUUUACGAUGUCCUCGCAGCCCGAUCAGCAGAACUGAACAUUCUGGUCCCAGGCUGGCGACUCACCCGACAUUGCUUGCUUCAUGGCCAUCUCACAAUCUGCGGCACGUGA